UUCCUCGCUCUUACAAGGGAAACGAAUUCCCCCAAAAAAAAUCCCCAAACCCUAACCCUAAAAAUUCACCCAUUUCCAAAUUCGUUGUAAAUUUCCGAUUUGAGUUAGUUUUUUUCGCGGGAGAUAAUUCGCGGUGGCGCGUGGAGUCAGUAGAGCUGCGCGUGGUCUCCACGCAGAGAGUAAUUGAUGUUUCUUUGGUUGCCAAUUUUGACAAAUCUUAGCCGGGAGACGGCCGGAAUUUCGAGAUUGCCGGCGGAAUUUCAUGGCGUCAGCUGUUCUAGCUAAUCGAAACGAACCCAGUUGGUCCCAGCCACAGCCACGCGGUGUUGGUGCUAAAUUCAUGGGCAAGGUUCCCUUUUCAAACCCUAACCCUAACUCUAAAUUCUCCAAGAAACGGCAAUUUCAACCGGCGGCUCCUGCUCUGAACUUUGAUAUACCUCCGGCAGCUGCGGUGGAUGAUGCUUCGUCGAUAAAUCGGAGACCGGGAGCUGUUUCCGGUAGCGAAUUUAACUCUGGUGGUUAUGUUACGUUCAAUAUUGGUUCUUGUACGAAAAAGCAACUUUUAGAGCUGAAGAAUCAAUUAGUAGCGGAGCUAGAUCAGAUCCGGCAGUUGAAAAACCGGAUCAAUUCAUCUCAGUCUGCACAGAUCAGAUCCACAUCAAAUUUCAACAAGAAACAACCGAAAAAGGGUAUUCUCGGCAACAAACGGCCGCUUUCUGGAGUGUCGAAUUACGGAGGGUUUGUCGCGAAAGAUGUGAAAAGAUCGAAUCUAUAUAAUCACCCUGAGAAUGUGCAAUUGAUGAAGAAAUGUGGGCAGAUUUUGAGUAAAUUGAUGAAGCCGAAAUUUGGGUAUAUUUUCAAUUCCCCUGUUGAUGUUCAGGGGUUAAAUCUUCACGAUUAUUUUGAUAUAAUCAAGCAUCCGAUGGAUUUGGGUACUGUUAAGAAGAAAAUGGCUGAGAAUGCAUAUGAUUCGCCUGUCGAUUUUGCUGCUGAUGUUAGAUUGACGUUUAGCAAUGCUAUGAAGUAUAACCCUAAAGGACAUGAUGUUUAUACUUAUGCUGAGCAGUUGUUAUUGAGAUUCGAGGAAUUGUUUCGACCGAUUAGAGAUAGAUUGGGCGAUCUUUAUGAAGAUCAAGAUCAAGAUCAUGUGUAUGAUGAUCGUGAUCAUGAAAUUGAGAUUGAGCAUGAGCAGGUUCAUGAAGUACAAGCUAGUUCGUGGGAUCAUCAUAACUUGAAUCGCAGCGGUCUUGGAAGUGAUGGAGGAGGUAGCGGUGGGGAGAUUGAAAGGAUUAAGCAAGAUCCUGAAAAUGUGACUCACAUGAUGGCCAACUCUGAGCAGGCAUUUGUAAAACCAAUUCCCCCAAGUGCAUUGCCUAGUAAUCCUCAAUCAACAUCGCAAUUGCCCGUCAGGACUCCAUCGCCAUUGCGAGCGCCUCCGGUGAAGCAUUUGAAGCAGCCAAAGCCUAAAGCUAGAGAUCCUAAUAAGAGGGAGAUGACUCUUGAGGAGAAACAUAAGUUGGGACUUGGAUUGCAGAGUUUGCCUCAAGAGAAGAUGGAUCAAGUGGUGCAGAUCAUAAAGAGAAGGAAUGAGCAUUUGCGGCAGGACGGGGAUGAGAUCGAGCUAGAUAUUGAAGCUGUCGAUAAGGAGACACUUUGGGAUCUUGAUCGGUUUGUGACUAACUAUAAGAAAAUGGCUAGCAAAAUGAAGCGCCAGCAAUUAAUGGGCAUUCCGCUUCCUGGUGCCGCUGUUAAUGAUGACAAUAAGGAUCUUUCUGGAAACGAAAGAGUUGAUAUUACAAUGGAGGCAAAGAAGCCGAAGAAAGGGGAUGUUGGUGAUGAGGAUGUGGACAUUGGUGACGAGAUGCCAAUGAGCAGUUUCCCACCAGUGGAAAUUGAGAAGGACAAUGGUCACGCUAGUAGUAGUUCUAGUAGCUCCAGUAGUUCAAGUGAUGGAUCCUCCUCAUCGAGCGAUUCUGAUUCAGGAAGCUCAUCAGGGAGUGAUUCUGAGGAUGCACAAUCGUAGGAGAGACAUCAAAGUCGAAUUUGUUUUAAACAAGUUUCGCAAUUAACUUGAAUAUGGCAACAGACGCAGAGGUACUGCAUUUUGUUGUUGCUUUUGGGGGGAAGAAAAAAAGACCCAAUUUCUUGAGAUUAGCAAAUAGCAGCUUGCAAACAUGUUUUGUACAGGGAGAGAGGGUUCUCAAUUUGUUGUUGGUUGUUGGAGAAGAAAUCCAUGGAAUUGGUGGUCAAAAGAUGAACUCUUGGAAGGAAAAAAAGUAAUUGCUUGUGUAAAAAGAUGAUCAAAAUUGUAGUUAGGUUUAGGAUAUGUGGUGAAAAGUUUAGGAUAUGGUUUAGGGCUUUUAGAGAAGAGAGAAAUUUAGAUUUGAUGAAAUUACUUUGUACACAUUACAAUGCCUUAAUACAAGCUUUUUAGCAUCAUCAUCUUCAUCUUGGGUUUUCUCUUUUGGUUGGUAUAAUUGGCUGUUAUGGAAGUGGGGGGGAAUAUUAUGUACCUACUAGCACUCAAGAUGUUGAGCAUGGCUAUUGCACAAGAAAAGGGUCCCAAAAAAGUGAAAGCAAAUUCUUCAAUCCUUGCCUUGGCAGACAAGAUAUGCAUCUUCAUCAAUUCUAGUGGAUACAUUUAUGAAGUUAACUGAAUUAACAGAAUUAAUCAAACUGUUCGAUUUGCAUUAUGGAAAAUGUGCGAUAUCUAGUUUGAACGUCGAUUGAACAAUCCGUAUGUGAUCCAUGGAUUUUCCAUCGGCCCUCUCCGGACUCUCCAACUGAUUCUACCAUAGAGGCCAACAGAUAAAGCAAACCCCUUGCUAAGUCUGUCAUCGAUCCCACGAGCUUCUUACUAAUUCAAUCACGAUGUCAAAGUUUGCAAAGACUAGUCAGAGUUUGAUGUACUCCCACAUAAAAUGCGUCCCAAGUGAAAUACUUAUCAGUAUUCAUCAAAACUGUUCUCUACCCACUCCUACUCGAAGCAAAGAUUAUAGGAUAUUUGUGUACUAUUUUGUUUGUUUUGAACAUAGAAUUUGUAUCUACAAUGAGGGACCAAGUAUUUUUGUAAA
Messenger RNA from Mercurialis annua (annual mercury), 3074 nucleotides. Its product is annotated as transcription factor GTE7-like. Lineage: Eukaryota; Viridiplantae; Streptophyta; Magnoliopsida; Malpighiales; Euphorbiaceae. Gene Ontology annotation, molecular function: protein binding. The transcript has 3 exons. Bases 263 to 2023 code for a protein of 586 amino acids. The record is from RefSeq and is a predicted model, not a curated record.